AUAAGAUCUAGAAGUGAAUAUACAUUGUCUAUUGGUCCAUAUGAUUUUAAACCAGACUUUUGUUGUUACCGGAUGAUGUGUAUAUUGUAAUAAAUAUACGGUUUUAACUGCAAGACACUCUGAUUCGAUUUGUUCAGAAAACUGGAAAACAAAUAUCUCACGGAAUGCAAAUUUCCUACAUUUAAUGGUGGAGAAUGCGGGCAACUUGGAUUUAAGUCAGAAGGCAACUUUGAGUUAAGUCUGAAUUAUUACUGACUUAAUAUUUAAGUGUUCUGCUACAAACUACAAGAAGACAAGAAGAUAAGAAAAUCGCUGAAGAAAAGUUCCAAGUGUUCUCUGAAGAAAAGCUGUAGUACCCGGCUUGAAACAGGAGAAAAACAAGAGACUGAUUAACACAGCAGGAGUGCAUCCCAAAGAUUCUUUGUUUAAACAUCCCAGAUCUGAUGCGAAGACGGAGGUGAAGCAGGGUGAGAAAGUCGUUCGAACGCGGCAGAUGUUUAUGUUCAGUACUGAAGCAAGAAUUUGAAGAUAAAUAAUUGAGAUGGACAAUCCGGGUCCUUUUUAUCCACACUUUAUCAAGUAAUUUGUGACGACGUGCAGAUCGAAGAUUGCAUUUCGGAGGAUUCUCAAGAAUAACUACAUAUUCCAGAAAGAAUUCUUCUAUCAGAAAGUGGCCAUAUCUGUGGAACCAGAGUACUUAAUGGGUAUGUGUCUUGUUUUAAAUCAUAUGUAAAAAGUGCUCUCAUAUAUAUAUUGUUUGUUAAACAAAGUGUUUCAACUGUUUAAGUUAAUUAUGGAGUGGCUGCAAAGGAUUGCUGCCAGAUCUAAUAGAGAUCUUUCUGUAAAAGGUGUUAAUCCUGAAAGUAUAUGGGAUGAUUGUUUAUUGAAAUUAAUAGACGGAUUAAGUGAGAUAGAGCACAACAAUGUAUUUAAAAAGGAAAGUCAAAAAGUUGCAUUACUGGCAAAGAGUUUUUUGGAAACUAAUGAUGCAAUGAAUGAAUGGUGUCAACUUAAAAAGACCAGUAAUUGUUAUGUAUGUAGUACAACAAAACAAAAAAGGGAUGUUUUGUUAAAACAACUGAAAAAUGUAUGUGUUGUCACAAGGACUAGUUAUUUCCCUACCCCCCCCCAGCAAAACUGUGAAAUCUCCACAAAAGCUGUUAACAGAAGGGAGAUUGCCCCCAAGGCUCUCUUUUGAUAGUGACUUGGAAUCCACGUUAACUGAAACAAAAACUCAAAUAGAAAAUUCUCGGCAAUUGUUGAAAAGUUUUAGUAGGGAUCAAGAAAAUGAAGAUAUUAAUAUAAUGAAAGAAAUGCUUAGAAAUCAGACUGAUUUGUUAGAUAGAACCCAUAAAACCCUGUCUCACAUGUCUAAAGAAUUAGACAUAAAUGUUACUAAUUUUGACAAUUUGCAGAGACAGAUUACUAAUCUGGGUAGUGCUACAGAUAUUUUGUGGAAAGCUACAAAUCAGAAAGAUUUGGAUUUUACUUUGAAAGAGGAAAGUGAAAAUGAAAUAGCUCAAAGGUUAAGUUGUGAAAACGGGCAGGCGAGAAGUGAAAUAGAAAAUAAAUUGGGAAAUGUACAAGGAAAGGGUCAGUUGGAUAUUCUCAAAUUAGCUAAAUUGAUUAAGGAUUUGCCUAAAUAUGAUGAAAAGAGAGGACCUUUUUACAAUAUGAGUGUGUUUGAAGGUGAAAUGAAUAAAAGACAAUUUGAUGAUGUGGUAGCUACAAGAGGUCUUUUGAUCUGGCUGCCAACUUCAUUAAGUGAAUGGGUUAAAGUUAAACUCAUUGAUGUGUUGGAAGGGAAGUCAAGUGAAAAGCCCCGAGUUGAGUUGGAGGAAUUGUUUCCAAAUAAUACACAGAGAUUGCUAAUGGUGGUACAGUGUGCAACUGGUGUGGAGAAUUUUCAAUUUUCUACUCUUGAUUCAUUUAAAAUGGAGAAAAAUGAUGAUAUACGUGUUUGUGCUAAUUUGUGGAAUAAGGCAUGGAAUUUGAUUACUGAUACAGAACCAUCUGCUAUGUCUAAAGAACAACAUAAGCAGAGUGUUACUGAAUUUGUCUCUAGAAUAGCAGGGUUGCCAAAUGAGAUAAAAUUAAGAGCUUUUGAUUCACCCACAGUUGAUUUUGCUGCUACGGAAAUAAUGAAAUCUUUGCAAUUGUUGCAAAAGAAAAACACAGAAACAGCUAAGAUUUUUGCUUUCACAGACACAAUUUUCUCUAGGGAUACUUCAGCAGGUCUGGCCCCUAUUAACUAUGUGUCUCGUGAAGAAGGUAGAGGAAGAUAUGAAAAUAAUAAUCGAAAUGGUAAUUUUAGAGGGAGGUCUAUGAAUAAACCACAAAAUUACCAGGGUACUAGAAAUUAUUCGGCCCCAUCCCAAGAUAGAUAUUAUAGGGUUAGUCAGAAUAGUCCUAUGAUAUGCUAUAAAUGCAACCAAGAAGGUCAUGUUAGGAGAUAUUGUCCCAAAAAUGAAGAAAAAUCUUACACAGUGAAAGGGAAAGAAAAUGGCAUUGUGCCAGGCUAUAAGAAUCUACAGAGAGUGGCAGCUGUAGAAACCGAAAAUACAUCUUCAAACCCCCCUCAAAUAUCAAAUCCAUAUGAAGAGUGUAGACGGAUGUUAAAUGCCAUUGAAAUGAAGGUGGAAGCAGUCACAAGUCCACAAGUGAAUUCUGCUUACCACACCAAUAAAUAGGGAUGUGUAACCCCUAGUUGUUCUCUGGUCUAUCUCACUGAUAUUACUCUGGGUGAAGAUGGAAGGCCAUAUAUUUAUGGAACACUAGAGGGGAAUAUAACAGAGUUUUUAGUAGACACAGGAGCUGCAGUGUCUUUAACCAACAAAAGCUUGCCUUUAAAAAUUGAAGCACCAACAAUUUCCCUUCUAAGUUUUAAUGGAGCACAUGCCCAUGCAACUCUAUCCACUGAUAAUUACAUCAAAUUUGAAGGAGGUAAAAUAAAUUGUGACUUAUGGGUCGACCUCUCAUCCCACUGUACUAUUUUGGGGAUGGAUGUUAUCAAUGGAAAAAAGUUGUAUGUGGAUUUAUUGAAUUUGGUUUUGUGGCAAGCUCCAGGUGAGAGCAAAUCAGGUGGAGUGGUUAGACCUAAUGAUUUAGGAUGGUAUAGUCAUGUCAUGUCUGUAAAACAGGGUGAAGUGUCACCUUCUAUACAACAAGAUGAUGAUUUUGUAACCUAUCUUAAAGAAAAAUACCCCACAGUAUGGUCUAAAUCUAAACAAGAUUGUGGGAGAAUGAAUUUACAAGUUGUCAUUGAAGGACCAGACCCUCCUGCAGUAAAACAAUAUAAAAUUCCAAAAGAAUCAGAAGAAGGUGUGAGUCAAGUGAUAGAGGCAUUGGUAUCUCAAGGAG
Messenger RNA from Pelobates cultripes (western spadefoot toad), 3360 nucleotides. NCBI's taxonomy places the organism in Eukaryota, Metazoa, Chordata, Amphibia, Anura, Pelobatidae. The record is from the annotation of a GenBank genome assembly.